Acanthosepion pharaonis is the source of this 1089-nucleotide messenger RNA. Lineage: Eukaryota; Metazoa; Mollusca; Cephalopoda; Sepiida; Sepiidae. The record is from the annotation of a GenBank genome assembly.
AUGGUCAACCUGAUACUUGACUCAAAUCCUUCUCGGCCUUAUAUCAACUUGUCUCUUUUUUUCUUUCUUUUCUUCUUUCUUUUCGGCAAUCUAAUUUCAUAUCGUUAUCUACCUUGGCCCUUGAUUUUUUUAUCUUUCUUCUUCCUCCUUUUUUAUAUUCAUAUACGUCGUCUUUUUUCUUUUAAGAUUUUUAUUCUCUCUCCGUUACCUUCUUCAAGUCUUAUCACUUCAAUUCAUUCCUUAUUCUUUCCUCUACAACUUUUCCUUUUUACAAUUUUCUUUCAUUCUUUCUUUUCUUUAUAUUCUUGCUUGCUAAUCCUCACUUCCUUCCUCCCUUUCUUCUUUCCGUCCUUCCUUUCCAAUCCUUACCUUCUUUCUUUCUUUGUUUCUUUGCUUUCUUUGCUUUCUUUCUUUCUUUCUUUCUUUCUUUCUUUCUUCACUUCAUACUAUUAUUUCUUUUUCUUUCAUUGUUUCUUUCUUUUUUCUUUCUCUUUUUCGCCUUUUAUAGCAGAAUCGCAAAUCUUUUCAUUCUUCUUUGAAAUUCUCACAUUCACUCUUUCUUUCUUUCUUUCUUUCUUUCUUUCUUUCUUUUCUUUCUUUUAUUUCGAGGAUUUCCAUAACGUGCUUUCUUUUCAUCUCAUUCGUAUUUUUCCUCCUUUUGUUUGUUUCUGUCAUGCUUUUUCUUCAAACCAACACUUUCUAUUUCUUUCUUUCUUUCUUUAUUUAUUUAUUUAUUUUAUUUCGAGGAUUUCCAUAACGUGCUAUCUUUUGCCUUUUCAUCUCAUUCGUGUUUUCUUUUCUUUUUUUUGUUUCUGUCAUGCUUUGUAUUUCUUUCUUUCUUUCUUUCUUUUUUCCUUUCUUUCUUUCUUUCUUUCUUUCUUUCUUUCUUUCUUUCUUUCUUUAUUUUAUUUCGUAGAUUUCCAUAACGUGCUAUCUUUUGCCUUUUCAUCUCAUUCGUGUUUUCUUUCCUUUUUUUUUGUUUCUGUCAUGCUUUGUAUUUCUUUCUUUCUUUCUUUCCUCUCUUUCUUUCUUUCUUUCUUUCUUUUUUCCUUUCUUUCGUUAUUUAUUUUAUUUCGAGGAUUUCCAUAA